This is a messenger RNA of Salvelinus sp. IW2-2015, 2317 nucleotides long. Its product is annotated as BTB/POZ domain-containing protein 10. Gene Ontology annotation, cellular component: cytoplasm. Gene Ontology annotation, molecular function: protein binding. Gene Ontology annotation, biological process: positive regulation of phosphorylation. NCBI's taxonomy places the organism in Eukaryota, Metazoa, Chordata, Actinopteri, Salmoniformes, Salmonidae. The record is from RefSeq and is a predicted model, not a curated record.
UGAUGCUGCUAAGGAGAAUCGUGUCAACUCGGGCAGUAUCAGGACCACUGAGGUAUGAUCCGGAGAGUAGACGGGGAGGUCGGGCUACGCCUACGUCAGGAGGUUUGCUCUGUGUGUGUCUGACUCGAUUUCGUGGAAAAAAAGCGCACAGCCAUUCAUAUCUACGGGUCUCCCUGUCUGAAUUGAAUGACUGGCCCUCCUGUCUCUUUUUUUUUUGUUAUUGGUGCGAUCGAGUCUUUUUGAAAGAGAAUUUUCAGGCUGUGCUCUCACAGCUAGAAAGUUGAAUCGGAGCCUACGAAAUAAUGCUGAAGUUCGAAAGUAAUGCCCAACUAUGCUAAACCGGCUGGCAAGCCUGCAUUGUUCGGAGGAGCCCAAGUCCUUUGUGCUUUCAUCCCUCAGCUCAUCCCGUGCUGCUUUGUCUUUAAUUUGCCGUGCGAUACAGACGGGUAGUGCCCAGCCCCGCCUCCCAGCAGUCCCACAACUGGAGGCCGACCUAGUCAACAUGAACCUGCAUGGCGCCAGCGGAGGCCUCGACCGCUGCAGGGACAGUGACCGCCGGCGCUCCAGCGACCGCUCCCGAGACUCCUCCCACGAGAGGGGCGAGGGUCAGCUGACCCCUUGCAUCAGAAACAUCACCUCUCCCACCCGACAGCACAACAGUGAUCGUGAGCGGGGCGAGGGUGGUUCUUCCUCCAGGUCGUCAAGCCCUCGGCCGCCCAGGGCCAUGAUGUCGGUGGGGCCCAGUUGCAUCGCAGUGAGCAGCAGCAGCCUGUUCAGCAAAGAGGCCCACUGUAAGGGCCUGGGCCACGGACACGUCCACGGCCCCUGUGACCUCAUCUACGUCUAUGAGAACGCCAAGGAGGGGGCGCGCACGUUGCGGACGGCCGAGAGGGUCACUCUGAUCGUGGACAACACCCGCUUCGUGGUGGACCCGGCUAUCUUCACUGCUCAGCCCAACACCAUGCUGGGAAGAAUGUUUGGAUCCGGGAGGGAAUACAAUUUUACCAGGCCCAAUGACAAAGGRGAAUUUGAGGUGGCAGAUGGAAUCAGCUCAACUGUUUUUAGAGCUAUCCUGGAUUACUACAAGUCUGGGAUAAUCCGCUGUCCUGAUGGUAUCUCCAUUCCCGAGCUGAGAGAAGCAUGUGACUACCUCUGCAUCUCCUUCGACUACAGCACCAUCAAGUGUAGAGACCUCAGUGCACUCAUGCACGAGCUGUCCAACGAUGGGGCGAGGCGUCAGUUUGAGUUUUACUUAGAGGAGAUGGUGCUGCCUCUGAUGGUGGCCAGCGCCCAGAACGGAGAGAGGGAGUGUCACGUAGUGGUCCUGACUGACGACGACGUGGUGGACUGGGACGAGGAGUACCCUCCGCAGAUGGGAGAGGAGUAUUCUCAGAUUAUAUACAGCACAAAACUGUACAGAUUCUUCAAGUACAUAGAGAAUCGUGACGUUGCCAAAUCAGUAUUAAAAGAAAGAGGACUUAAGAAAAUCAGACUAGGAAUUGAAGGUUACCCCACCUACAAGGAGAAGGUGAAGAAACGUCCCGGCAGCCGGCCAGAGGUAAUCUACAACUACGUCCAGAGGCCCUUCAUCCGCAUGUCCUGGGAGAAGGAGGAGGGCAAGAGUCGCCAUGUUGACUUCCAGUGUGUGAAGAGCAAGUCCAUCACCAACCUGGCAGCUGCCGCUGCAGACAUUCCCCAGGACCAGCUGGUCAACAUGCACCCUGGUCCUCAGGUGGAUGAACUGGACAUCCAGCCUCAGCCAAGUUAUCACUACGAGCCAGACCCAGAAGCCCCCUCACCGGCUGUCUGAGACUGGGCCCCCGUCCCCCUCCACUCCCCCCUCUUCUCCCUCCACAGAGCACUGUAGUGACAAGCAAGUUGGGCAGCAGAAACCACAUUGCCUUUACAAGCCUCAAAAGAUAACUGGUAUAUACUGUCAAUAGCCAAGGAAGGAGAAGCAAAGCACACAGUAAACGAUUGCCUCAUUGCACUGUCUGCACUGUUUUUUUAACUAACCAAAGGAGAUUUAUUUUUAUUAAGAAUAUUUGACGUAUUCUUUUCAUUUUGAAGGGGGGAAAAAGCAGAUUAUAUCACAAUAAACUUGUCUGUGGGUCCUCAUGUGAUGAGGUGUGUGUGUGGUGCUGCUGUGUAGUUACAGUACAGUAGUUCCUAAAGGGAUUGGUUUUCUCCACUUCCCCUGCCCCUGGUGAUGUGGUAUGGCGGUGCGGAUUUAGAAUCUUACUAUAGGUACUCCACCACCAGAGAAGCCUCGCUGUGAUGCUUUGGUCUCAGAAUAAAUACAUUUGUAUUCAUCUCA